GGAAGGGGCGGCGGCAGCCGCGGCAGCGUGGGGCCGCCAUGGGCCGCAAGAAGAGCAAGAAAGGUCCGGGCGGCCGCGAGGGGCGGCUGGUGGUGACUUUCGACGAGGAGCGGCGGAGGGAGUACCUGACCGGCUUCCACAAGCGGAAGGUGGAGCGGAGGAAGGCGGCGCUGGAGGAGAUCAAACGGAAGCUGAAGGAAGAGCAGAGGAAAAUGAAAGAGGAGCGGCACCAGGAGUAUCUGAAGAUGCUGAGCGAGAGGGAGGAGGCGCUCGAGGAGGCUGAUGAACUGGAGCACUUGGUGACAUCGCGGACAGAGUCUGUAAACAUCGACCACCCAAACCACAUCGUAACAGUGACCACCAUCAGCGACCUGGACCUCUCGGGGGCACGCCAGCUGGGACUGACCAGCCCCAUGGGAAAAACUGAUGGAUCUGAAGAAGAGAAAGGGGAAGAAGUGGUGAAAAAGCCUGUGAGAACAAUGCCCAAGAAGUCCAGAAACCCCUUCCUGUCUGAAAAAAUCUCUUCUCUUACUGCCACACUGCACAUGCACAGCCGGAAAAAGACAAAAGGAAAAAGAUUCCAACGUGGGCAAGGCCCACGUAAGAAAACCCAGAAGUCCAGCACCGGACGAACCACCAAGACUCAGCGUCGGAGGCUGACUGGCAAAAUGGGCCGUGACCAGGAUUAACAGAGAAACUAAUGUUCAGACCACCAGCUGGGACAGUGCUCCACAUCUGGCCUGCUGCUCUUUGGGGCCCUGUCACUGUGGGCAAGCACCUUGUUUACAUGACAUUUUGACUAGCCAUUACCCAGGCCAGUUCAGCCUUUCUGUAGCCUCCUGAGCACUGGCCAGGUUGACUAGACAUUCUUCCCAUUUAUUUUUGCAGUGGUCUCCAACUAAGUGUCUGGGUACCCCAGAAUCUCUUAAAAACUUCUGCUGAAGGUCAUAGGUCAUGUUCUCUACUUGGCGUAGCCCGUCUGUCCUUGGUGCCCUCUGUCAGAGCUGAUACUUGGCUUUAUCAAAGAAGAGGAUCUGGGGCAGAGUGCAAGAGGCACAUUGUUGUCAGGACAAUUUGAGAGACUUGGGAGAGCUCUGCUUGCACUCCUGCAUCAGUGCCCUGGCAUUUCUGCUGUGCAGUAAAUCCUUUUUCCAUGGAGACACGGUGUCAUCUUGUCUCCUGUGUUUUUUCACCACACAACACAGUGCCACACCUGAAUGCAGGGGUACUUUUUGUUUGGUACUUGUGCCAGGUGAAAUUGGGUAACUUUGUGAAUAAAUUUGAAGUAAUUUUGCUAA
This is a messenger RNA of Taeniopygia guttata (zebra finch), 1298 nucleotides long. It is a transcript of the gene NOL12, whose product is annotated as nucleolar protein 12. The record is from RefSeq and is marked provisional. Gene Ontology annotation, cellular component: nucleolus. Lineage: Eukaryota; Metazoa; Chordata; Aves; Passeriformes; Estrildidae. Gene Ontology annotation, molecular function: rRNA binding.